AUGCGUAAAGAUUACCAACUGCCUAAAUUUUAUGAUCGUCUAGUUUGUAGAACGGGUGCUGUCAGCCAGGCUGUAGGAUCUGCAUAUAUUGAAUUAAGAAAUACCAAGAUUAUUUGUGCCGUUUAUGGACCACGAGAAGUAGCCAAGAAACAAGAAUUUAAUAUUCAGGCUACAGUAGCCUGCGAAUUAAAAUUUGCUACAUUUUCCUGCCGGCGUCGUCGCCGUCAUAUACAGGAUUCUCAAGAGAAGGAAUAUUCACAGAUUAUUGUGCAAGCAUUACAGCCAGUUGUACGACUUGACAAAUAUCCAAAGUCACAAAUUGACAUCUUUAUUACUGUUUUGCAAAAUGAUGGCAGUGUCUUAGGUGGUGCUAUUACAGCUGCUUCAGUAGCUUUAGCCGACUCUGGUAUAGAAAUAUUUGACGUGGCAAUUGGCUGUUGCUUGCGUCAAAUAGGAGAUCUUUCUUUGAUUGACCCAACCUAUCUUGAGGAAGAAGGUCGUCUUAAUAAUGAAGAAGAAGAUGAAAUAGUAACCAAUGCUAAUGUAACUAUAGCGUUGUUGCCUUCAUUGAAUCAAGUAUCAGCAUUAAUUAUGAAUGGAGAAUUAGAUGUAGAUUCAACCCAAAGGAUUAUAAAAGAUUGUCUUGAAGGAUGUAUAAGGAUAUAUCCUGUUGUACGAGAAUGUUUGACAAAAAGCUUAGAAGAGAAAAUGUCAAGAAAUUAA
Trichoplax adhaerens is the source of this 723-nucleotide messenger RNA. RefSeq lists its product as uncharacterized. Gene Ontology annotation, biological process: U4 snRNA 3'-end processing; rRNA catabolic process; poly(A)-dependent snoRNA 3'-end processing. Gene Ontology annotation, cellular component: nuclear exosome (RNase complex); nucleolus; cytoplasmic exosome (RNase complex). Bases 1 to 723 code for a protein of 240 amino acids. The record is from RefSeq and is a predicted model, not a curated record. Lineage: Eukaryota; Metazoa; Placozoa; Uniplacotomia; Trichoplacea; Trichoplacidae. The transcript is spliced from 9 exons.